AUGGUUGUAGACGAACUUCUUUUCACACUGAACAGCCAAGGCUUUAAUACGCAAGGCUACGCAGAUGAGCUGGUAAUCUGCAUAACAGGGCUUCAUGACGAAACUAUCACCAACCGCAUGCAACAAGCCCUACGCAUCACACACAAAUGGUUUGAGGAUAAAGGCCUAACCAUCAAUCCUACAAAGACUAUUAUUGUUCCAUUCACUCGAAGGAGGAAAUUAUCUACUACUAAACUCACUUUGAGCGGCACAGAAAUAGAAUUUUCCAGUGAAGCUAAAUAUCUGGGAGUAACUCUUGAUAAAACACUUAACUGGAAUGCACAUUUGGACACUGUUAUCAACAAGGCGAUGAAGGCCUUCUUUGCCUGUUCACGACUUUUUGGUAAAACAUGGGGCCUUACCCCCAAAAUGACCUACUGGUCAUUCAACACUGUCGUUAAGCCAAUAGUAACCUAUGCUUCCUUAGCAUGGUGGACUAAGGCUACACAAAGAGGUGCAAGCACUAAGCUAAGUAAAUUGCACAGAAUAGUUUGCAUUGGCAUAACAGGAGCUAUGAAGACCUGCCCGGCCGAUGCACUCAGCGCCCUGGUUGGAAUACCUAUUUUAAUAGAAAGGGAGGCUACCACAGCGGUACUGAGAAUCCUGAACACCUCCGACCUGAAAAUCGGAGAUAUGACGGGUCACAUGAAGGUCCUAAUGAAAUUCGCUAAUGACCCCAUACUACAAAUGCGCGAUGCAAUGGUUCCAAAACUAGAAAUCUCUAGGAAAUUUGAGGUACACAUUGCAGAUCGAGCUCUCUGGAAUACAGGGAACCCAUACACCAAACCUAAUGGGGAGGUUUGGUAUACUGAUGGAUCUAAGCUUGAAAAUGGUAGAACGGGGGCUGGCAUUUUUGGGCCGAACUUUAAAAAAAUGAUACCAAUGGGUAGCUACCCCACCAUCUUUCAGGCGGAGAUUCAUGCAAUAGAAAUUUGUGGCAGAGAAUGUCUUAGAAGGGGAACGUCAUCGAAAUAUAUCUGCAUUAUGUCGGACAGUCAGGCAGCCCUACUGGCCCUGAAGUCCCACAAAAUAAGUUCUCAGCUAGUACAUGAUUGCCGCAAUGUCCUAAAUGCUCUUGGUGACAAGAAUACAGUCUUAUUAGGAUGGGUACAAGGGCAUAAGGGACAUGAUGGCAAUGAGGAGGCUGACUGCCUAGCGAAACAGGGAGCUGCCGCAGUAUUUUAUGGUCCGGAACCCUUUUGUGGGCUCACCAAAGCACAUAUAAAGCGGACCAUAAAUAACUGGGUAGACAAAAUGUUCAACAGGCAUUGGAUGGAAUGUCCAGGGCAAAGACAAGCCAAACGAUUUAUCUGUCCUUCAAACGAAGUUUCAAAGAAACUAAUCAAUUUAGGCAGAGAGGACCUCAAAACUCUCACUGGGUACUACACGGGACACUGUUCUCUUCGUUACCACCUCAGUAAAAUCAAUCUUUCAGAAACAAGCGUCUGUCGCGUCUGUGAGCUGGACGAAGAAACGCCAGAAGACAUUCUCUGUGAAUGUGAUGCUCUCGCUAGGCGCAGACUAGCCCACUUUGGUGGCGCUACCCUUAAACCAUUUGAAAUUUGGAACAAAACGCCCUUGGAGGUGCUAGGCUACAUUAAAAGCCUUCCCAUAUAG
Messenger RNA from Rhagoletis pomonella (apple maggot), 1656 nucleotides. RefSeq lists its product as uncharacterized. The transcript has a single exon. The record is from RefSeq and is a predicted model, not a curated record. Gene Ontology annotation, molecular function: nucleic acid binding; RNA-DNA hybrid ribonuclease activity. Bases 1 to 1656 code for a protein of 551 amino acids. NCBI's taxonomy places the organism in Eukaryota, Metazoa, Arthropoda, Insecta, Diptera, Tephritidae.